UUCAAUUAAAAGUUAUUCGCCUCUCGUUUUCGUCGGUUGUAGUCAGCGGCUUUAGUUAAAAUGUUCAAUUUCUUUGUACUUUUCUUAAUCAUUUUUAUGCAAAGUGCUUUAAAUUUAAUGUUGUGUUGUCCGGUCGAAGAUGACAUGAAAUCAAUUUUCAAAGAAACCAACACUCGGAAUAAAUCUGAUGAGAUUUCACUGCAAGAUAGUAUUGAGAGCCGUUUAAUUGUGCAAAAACCCAAUGUUCAGGAUCAUACGGGAGCAACGGCGGCAUCAGUUUGGACAACAGACUCCACCCAUCAUAAUUAUGAAGCCACGACUCCGACUGCUGAUAUUAAAGCAAUAAAUGAAAUUAAUAACGCCAUUGCUGGUCGAAACGUGGACGACCAAAAAAAUUUAGAAACAACUACGAUAUCAGUCGAAAGUGACGACACAACUACAACAAAAAUUGGCAAUUGGAGUAAUACGAAAGCGAUAACAGCACCAUUUGGUGGCAAAAAAAAUGUAGAGCCAAUUAACACAAUAAAUGGAACCAGAAAUAGAUCAAACGAUUUAAAGUCAGCAACGCAAAAUAGUUGGGAGACGACCAUCAAGUCGGUGCAGGAUGAGGACUCAAGUUCAGUAACAACCACUAGGCAAGAUAGGCCAGAAACAACAACAGAAAAUACAGACAAUAUAAGAAUUAGAAGCGAAACCAGAUCGGAAAAAUCUUCCGAUGUAGCAGAAACUGAACAAAGCGAAAUUCCCGUCGAAACAACUGCUAUACCAAUCGAAGCUGAAAGCAAUUCAGCCAGUACGAGCGCGAGAAGUUUGGCAACAACUACGAUAUUGAUGGGAAAAUCUAUAGGCAAGGCUGAUGAAGACUUAGAAGACGAUAAGCCAAACCCAGUGGGCCGAGCCAUAAUAGCAAGUAGUGCACUUUAUUGUGGCACGUACUUGGGUCGUAGGAUUUCAUUUGGUGUGCCAACCACAUUAUUAGAGUAUCCUUGGUCGGCGUUAUUAGUUUAUAAUUCAACGGAACGCUUUCAUUGUGGAGGUACCUUAGUAACGCCUAGAUAUGUUUUAACAGCUGCGCACUGUGUGACCGAACAAUUUUAUCCACUAGUUGCUGUUCGAAUUGGUGAGCAUAAUAUUAGUUCGGCGAAAGAUUGUGCUGAAGAUUUAGGUGGCGGCCUUAUAUGCAGUGAAGAUCCUAUCGAUGCUGGCAUUGAAAAAGUAAUUAGACACAAAAGAUACAGUCGACGUACCCACAAAAAUGAUAUCGCUUUAAUACGUCUGGAUCAGACGAUCUCGUACACAAGAUCCCAUUUCCCGAUAUGUUUGCCUCAACCUGGUGAAGAUUUUUCUACUUUAUCAAGGGCUACUAUCACUGGUUGGGGAGCGACCGAAAAAAGCUUGAGUUCUAAUAUAUUGAUGAAGGCGGAAAUUCCUGUCCUAGAUAUAAACGAAUGCACACGAAUAUAUCGGUCUUUCUUCAAUAACGAUAAGGAAAUAUGUGCAUCCGGCAUUAAUGAGGUGGAUGUUUGUAAAGGUGACUCUGGCGGACCAUUAUUUACAAGCGUUUACAGGAAUAGGCGUACCCGUUCCGUGCAAAUCGGUGUCACGUCCUUAGGCGUAGCUAGUUGUGGGGAUAAACGUUAUCUACCGGCUGUGUUUACCCGAGUUCCUUCUUACAUGAAUUGGAUAGAAAAUAAUUUGGAGGAAUAAAGGUCAUUUUAUU
Glossina fuscipes is the source of this 1720-nucleotide messenger RNA. RefSeq names its product melanization protease 1-like. Gene Ontology annotation, biological process: proteolysis. NCBI's taxonomy places the organism in Eukaryota, Metazoa, Arthropoda, Insecta, Diptera, Glossinidae. The record is from RefSeq and is a predicted model, not a curated record. Gene Ontology annotation, molecular function: serine-type endopeptidase activity. The transcript has 5 exons. Bases 61 to 1707 code for a protein of 548 amino acids.